Messenger RNA from Harmonia axyridis, 2600 nucleotides. RefSeq names its product peroxidase-like. Lineage: Eukaryota; Metazoa; Arthropoda; Insecta; Coleoptera; Coccinellidae. The record is from RefSeq and is a predicted model, not a curated record. Gene Ontology annotation, biological process: response to oxidative stress. The transcript is spliced from 11 exons. The coding region runs from base 321 to 2450 and encodes 709 amino acids. Gene Ontology annotation, molecular function: peroxidase activity; heme binding.
UUGCCUUUCUUCAAGAAAAAUAAACAGCCUUUUUUCACAGCCGGAUUACUCACUUGAUUAUUCUCAAUAAUUGUUGUUCAAUCUUUGCCAGAGCUCCAAUCAAUUGUAUCGUGUAGUGCCAAAUUAUUUUUUUAAAUAAUUAGCAUACCUAUUAACGGAAAAGUGUUUGUGUUUAUACAUGGAUACUGUUGAUACUUUUGUUUUCUACCUGUGAUAGUAAGUAGAUUAAAUUACUGAGUAUCUACUUAAGUGGGAUUAAGACAAUCAACUUUUUCUGUGCAUGUAGUUUGUUGCAGAAGGAGGAAGAGUUUCCAAGCACAAUGCUGAAGUAUUACCUUAUUGGUUUAUAUUCUGUUACGUUGGUAUUUAUUUGUCAUGGAUGGAACGAACACCCCGACAAUACAAGAGGUUGUAAACGUUAUGAAGACCCAGAACUGUGCAGUAUAUUCCCAAUGAAAAAAAUCAACUGGAAAGAAAUCAACAAAACCAUAAUAUUUGUACAAAAUAUAUACAUCAGGAUGGAAACUAGGGAGAAAAUCUUGGGUUACGCUGACAUCAAGAUAGAAACCGGAACGCCAUCUCACGGUCUCUUCGUCGAUAGCAAUCCUGAACCAGAAACUACGGAGAUGAUGAAAGUUUCCUUAGAGGCUGUAGCAGCCUCUUCCCAGAUUGCUUACGAGUAUUGUACAUCAGAGCUUCUUCGCAGAGAAGAAUGUGGUGAGAAGCUCAGGCGCAUCAAGCUAUGGAAGACGGCGCUUCGUAGUGGCUGUCAGAGACUUGGAAAGAUAUGUAUGAAGGAAGACGUCUACUCCAAGUACAGAUCUAUCGAUGGUUCUUGUAACAAUUACAUGAAAGGAGAAAGAGGCCAGUCUUUCACUAUCUACGGAAGGCUCUUGUUUCCAGAAUACAUGGGAGGCGUCAGGGAUCCAAGAAGAUCAGUUACCAGACAAGUCUUGCCAUCCGCAAGAGAAGUCAGCGCAAAGUUGGAGCUUAACUCAAUUCCCGACCAGAUGAGGAGCUGGGCUGUCCUGUUUUGGGGUCAAUUUCUUGAGCACGAUAUGGCCCAUACGGCUAUGAGUAAAAUGAUUCACACUGGAAAACCCAUAGAAUGCUGUGAUCCAGAUGGAAGAGCCUUCAGUCCAAGAUACGAACACCCUUUCUGUAUGACCAUAAAAGUUCCUCCUAAUGAUCCUUACUACAGCGAAAGGGAUGUCACCUGCUUAUCCUACGUCAGAUCUGCACCAGCACUAGGUCCGGACUGUUCGAUGGGCCCUAUGGAACAAAUCAACCAAGCUACUCAUCUCAUAGAUGCCUCCCAGAUCUACGGUGUCACCAAGGCAAAAUCCGAUCACCUGCGUAACUUCACCAAAGGAUUGCUGUCCGUCACCCAUCUCACCAACUCUACCAUUCUCGAAAUCUCCAAGAACCCACAGUCAGACUGCCAACAGAGGAAGUUCAACGCUCCUUGCUACCAGUCAGGUGACAAGAGGGUGAAUACUGAUCCUCAUAUGACUGCCAUGUAUACCUUAUGGGUGAGGGAGCAUAACAGGAUAGCUGCUUAUUUGGCAGACAUGAAUUCUGGAUGGGAUGAUGAGACGGUAUUUCAAGAGGCUAGACGCAUCGUUAUUGCUGAGAUUCAGCACAUAACCUAUAAUGAGUGGAUACCGAGUAUUUUAGGAACAAGAAUAAAAACAGAAUACAGACCUGACAUAGAUCCAACUGUAAGCAACGAGUUUGCAACUGCUGCAAUUCGAGCAUUGAAUUCCGUUCCUAUUGGAAAACUAAGCUUGGCAGAUGAAGAAAAAAAGCACACUUACCUGCAUAAGAGCAUAGACUUGCUUUUAAGCGAAAUGUACAAAAACAAAUUUACUGGUAGACGACUUUAUUACAUCGGAAAACCAAGAGAAGUGACUUAUGGUGUGGAUAUUCUCAGUGUAGACAUCCAAAGAGGCAGAGAUCAUGGACUACCAACCUACAACGAUUACAGAUUGUACUGUGGACUCUCUGAAGCUGAAACCUUCGAUGAUCUGAGACCCAUUAUGUUACCCAAAGCUAUUGAAUCUCUGAAGAAGAGCUACAAAAGUGUGGAUGAUUUGGAUUUGAUCGUUGGUGGCUUGGCUGAAAAACCUGAAAGGGGUAUGUUUGGUCCAACACUUACUUGCGUGUUGAAGGAUCAGUUCGAGAGAACAAGAGGCUCCGAUAGAUAUUUCUACUCGAAUCCAGAUCAGCCAUCUCCUUUCAGUCAUUCUCAACUCAAGGAAAUCGAAAAAGUAACUCUGGCCCGUAUUAUCUGUGAUAAUAGUGAAAAAAUCGAGAAGAUUCCUCCUAAAGUAUUUGAAAUCGUCAGCAAAAGAAAUCCAGAACAAUCCUGCGAUUCCAAGCAUAUUCCAAGAUUAGAUCUACAAGCCUGGAAUAAUGAGAGAUACACCUACAAUCACGUUACUUCUUGAGAACAAUUGUUUCAAACCCUCCCAAAAGCAAAGAGGAAACGCCAAAGAUUGUGUUAUACUAGUGAUCGACGCAAAACUGUAUUAUAUACCUUAUAAUUUUAUGUUUAGCAUGUAAGUUUGUAUACGUUGUGAAUAAAGUUUUAAAUCUUC